GGUCAAUUAAGAACCCACUUUUCUUUUAUUUCUUUCUUUUUUUUAUUCUCUAAGAGACGGAAAAGCCUGCGUUCUCUCUCGCUGCUGCCAACUCCUCUUAUUGAUCUCCUUCUUCCAUCAAAGACAUAGAAAAGCCCAACAUUGAAAGAAAAAACGCAUUCUUUUUGUUCCACUCUAAUCUAAUUUUUCGUUUUCUGUUAAUUAUCAUCUUCUUCUUCUUCUUCUUCUUCUUCUUCCUUUUUUUAGUUUGUCAUUAAACGCACUACCUUGAGCUCUUUGGUUUCUAAGAGAGAAUCCAGUGGUAGAGUUGAAGAGAUACUCUUCACUCUUAUCGGAUUCGUUUCUCGAAGAUCAAGUAAUGGAUAGAGGAUAAUGUUGUGAUUGCUAUUUAAACUUGUUCAUCUCCUGCACCAUUAAUUAAUUUAGAACUUGAAGAAUAAUAGAAGUAUCACGAAGGAAAAAUCAACGACAAUAGUUGGCAGUAUGUUGACACCUAGAUUUUCAUUUUUUGGGAGUGUGGGUUCGAACAAGGUCAAUAACUCAUCAGAUACUCUUAAAAGGGAGCUGGAACCAACAAUAAAACUGCAAACAGAUAAGGAUGUUUAUCGGCCUGGUGAUUCCAUUUUGGUUACUAUUGAGAUAUCUAACAUCCAUAAUGGCACCUCAGAAAGCAUUUUAAGUUCAUUGAUAAUUGAGAAGCUUGGGUUUGAAAUUAAAGGUAUCGAGAAGUUGGAUCCUCAAUGGUUUGCUACUCAGAAGCAUUUGCCUGGAAGUAAACUGCGUAGAGGUGAACAUGUCUUUAUGGACUGCUCAACAUCAUCUUUAGUUUCUAAUCAGAUUUUGUCCUCUGGUGCCACAAAAACAUAUGUUGUGCGAGCUGUGCUACCUAGCAUUAUACCACCAUCAUAUCGUGGUGCUACCAUUCGCUAUCUUUACUAUGUUAAAGGUACAUUAUUUGGAAGAUGGCUGAUAUUGGAAAAUGGGCAGUCUCCCUCAGGUUCACCAAAAGAUCUCAUUGAACUGGAAGCUCGUGUCCCAUUACAAAUAUGGGUGACUCAGAAGAGCAAUGGCCUGCUUAUGGAAGAAGGUCAGCAUGAUGCAAUUGUUCCUUCUACAACCCUCCAACUGGAUGUAUACUGGAAAGCUAUGGAUGGAGAUUCUGAAUGGUCUAGAGUAAAUGAUUUAGAAGAUGGAGUUGAGGAAGGUUAUGACAGUUCCAGAGAUGAAGUCUCUUCCAUUUCUUCCUACAAUCCCACUAAAGAAAGCAUAGACAAGAUGUUUGGUAGUUCUUUGUCCUUGCAAUCAUUUGCAGCAAGGUCUUCACAUAAGGAUGCUUCAAAUAUUGAAACAGGACGUACAAGUUUGUCAUCAAAUGUUGCACUUCCUCGACUAUCUGUGGCUGAGGUUUUAUAUGAUUCUAGUUCAGGUCAGCAGCAGAAGAUUCUGAAACCUCAAUCUGAAGAUGGUGUUUUAGGGGAAUCCUUUGCACCUGUUAUACCAACCAGUGAACCAGUUCAAUCUGAAAGCUUCAUUCGAGGAAGGUCUUAUAACAUAAGGAUGGAUGAUCAAGUUCUGCUUAGAUUUUCUCCGAAGAAUUCUGAUUCCACUUAUUACUUCGGUGACAUGAUUGGUGGAACUCUCACAUUUUUUCAUGAAGAAGGAUCUAGGAGAUGCCUUGAGGUCUCAAUAACUCUGGAAACUUCAGAGACUAUAAACCGACGUUUUGUUCAUCCUUCUCGCAGGAAUUCCCUAACAAUGACAAAGCUAUCCCAUCAUCCUUGCAGGUUCAGAGUGAUCAUAAUGAGGUUGUGGCAGAUUUGGUGCAGACCAGCUUUCUUUUUUCACUUCCCAUGGAUGGACCCAUGUCCUUUUCCACUCCACACAUCUCUGUGCAAUGGGCUCUAAGAUUUGAAUUUUUUACCACUCCAAAGAAUGUGGACUGGACAAGAUAUGAUCAUCCUCUUCUGGUAGAGGGUAGAGACAAGAGCGAGUGGGUUCUCCCCAUUACUGUGCAUGCACCUCCACCUGGUACUGCUGCACAUGCCCGAGAUGAGAAGAAUUUCUCUUCGGAGCCUUUGUGGCUUUCUACUUGAAGGUACAUCUUGCAAAUUUUAUUUGUUAUAUUUAGGAGCAUUAAAUCAAUUAGCUUCUCCACAAACUUGAUUAAAUUUAAGGAGAUUUUGUUUGGAGAUUUAUGGCUUAUCAUGAGGAGCUAAGUUUUAAGUUUAUGAAGAUGCAGAGUAAAACAGGGACAUCUCCCCGUAUGGGUUCUUAAAGGUUGUAAACAGGAGAUUUUGUUGGUCCAGUGAUCGGAUACCCAUUUUCUACUCCAUGCUGUCAAAAGAAAUUCCCAUCACCUCCUGUGAUGUAAAUUGAAAAUUUGAAAAUGAAAAAUUAAAAGAAGUGAGCUAAUGAUUCAUUGACAGUAUAUUCAUACAUUCAAAUUUAGUUGUGUAAAACCAUAUGCAAAUAUGCAAGAUUUCUGAACAUGUUCAAUUUUCUUUUA
Messenger RNA from Jatropha curcas, 2506 nucleotides. Its product is annotated as immunoglobulin. The record is from RefSeq and is a predicted model, not a curated record. Lineage: Eukaryota; Viridiplantae; Streptophyta; Magnoliopsida; Malpighiales; Euphorbiaceae.